Molecule: messenger RNA, 592 nt
Organism: Malaya genurostris
Lineage: Eukaryota; Metazoa; Arthropoda; Insecta; Diptera; Culicidae
Product: protein Abitram
Exons: 1
Coding region: 1-579 (192 amino acids)
Biological process (GO): regulation of actin filament polymerization; dendrite morphogenesis; regulation of filopodium assembly
Cellular component (GO): dendrite; nucleus; lamellipodium
Molecular function (GO): actin monomer binding; actin filament binding
Source: RefSeq, a predicted model, not a curated record
AUGGCCGAUUUAGAACAAUACCAAUUUAAGGAAGAUUCGCAAAAAAUCUGUGGCGAAACCGUCCCUUCGAUUGUCGAGGAUUUUGUCGAAGACUAUCCGUCGAUAGUAGAUCGCUUCUACACUCGUUACUACUCCGAUCAUCCUAUCAAACAAACUGAACCCCACCAAGUACUUUUUCAUUCAAAUCGAAUAUGUUUGAUUGGAAUAGCACCAGAACACGAAGCUUUUCGACGAGGAAUAAAGUCAAUCUCGUUUGAGGUAGGAAAAGUUGAUCGCAGCCAAAAUCACGUCAGUGGAAAGAAAAAAAGUGGCGGUAUGAUCGUCCAAGCAGAUUCUACGCUAGCGCUGAUCACCUGCAACGAUGGCAGUGUGUUCAAAGUUCGGUCAUGUGUGCAAGGCAAACUAGUAGAAGUAAAUCAUAGAGUCGUUCAGGAUGUGAAUUUGCUUGCAAAAGAAGGCGAAGGAUAUAUUGCGAUUGUGAUGCCCAAACCGGAACAAUGUGAUAUAAUCAAAGGAAAACUGAUAACCAGAGAACAGUUUGAGAGCGCGAAUGUAAAAAAAAUAAGUGAAUUGAAAUAAAAUGUUAAUUGAA